Molecule: messenger RNA, 3682 nt
Organism: Botrytis cinerea B05.10
Lineage: Eukaryota; Fungi; Ascomycota; Leotiomycetes; Helotiales; Sclerotiniaceae
Exons: 4
Coding region: 1329-3134 (601 amino acids)
Biological process (GO): transport
Molecular function (GO): transporter activity
Source: RefSeq, a predicted model, not a curated record
GUGUGUGUUCUGUGUGUGUGUGUGUGUGUGUACUGUGUAUAUGUGUAUGUGUAUGUGUAGAUGCAGAUGCAGAUGCAGAUGCAGAUGCAGAUCGAUAUCGUGGGAGAGGGGGAAUAAUAAGAUGCAGCUGUCUCGCAAGACACUUUUGAUCAUGACCUACCUGGUGUGCGCGAUGGCAUGGCGUGAAAUGGAUAAUAUGGACGGAUGGGAUGGGAUGGGAUGAUAUGAAAUGGAUAAUCGGGGCCAGCUGCACAGCCUCCGUUACCACUUAUUCCGAUUAUUAUUGCAGCGCACUCACUCUCGCACACCUUCAAAUGCAUCUUCAUAUUCCCAUUCCCUACGACUUCCAACCAAGCUGUGACCUCCACCACUCUCAUCCUCUCACCCUCUCAUCCACCUUUCCACCUUUCCACCUUUCCACCUCCGACCUACUAGGGAUACUGGGCAUCAUCAUCUCAACUCUCUUCUUCCUGCGCUCCCUCUCCCUCUCCCUCUGAAGAUCAUUGGUGAAUCCAACCACAAUCCACAAACAUCCAUCCAUCCAAACCAACAAUCCUUCCACACAUACAUUCCCUACCAGACCACGCAUUUACAACGCCGCAGUCCAAAAGAUCCGCGCUCACUGCAUUCCACUAUCUUUUCCCUUGACCUUUUGGUAUUCCUUGUCGUUUACUUUACUUUACACCUUUCGUUUCUUACCACACACUCACUCUUGUUUGUUCUCUCUGCCGUUUCCUCUCGUCCAAUUGUCCUCGAAGCCUUCUCCCCCUCCCCCUCCCCCUGGCGUCCUCGACCGUUUUCGACUUUUCCAAAACUUCUUCUUCAUGCACUGGUCUGCUACCUAGAUUUCCGUUUUCCCUUUAGGCAAAUCCAACUAUUCACAAAUUGUCGCAACGUCGCACACUCAUCCAUCGACCUUUUACCGUUUGUACAGAAAAAGCGAUUCGAUUACCUUUGAUACCCGUUGGAGCGAGCGAUACAGUCACCAUUCAGAUUUAGAAUAAAUCAAUUCCUUUUCACUAAGAUACCCACCCUUUGUACACGCCGGUCUUCAAAAUUCGGCCCAUAGAUUGAUCUCUUGUUGGACCCUGAAACCCACAGUCGCCAUUGCCUCACUUUCUUUUCGCUGUGAUCCAUCCACAAAUUUACACACCCUUUCCCAUUACCACAACGACUACAUAUUAUAAAGAUACCGAAGGAUAGAGAUACACUAGGAUUAUUGGGGACACUUGGAAAUCGACAAGACAUAAAAACAUACAACCUGAGCUGGCGACGACGGUGCUCGAGUUGUCGAGCUGUUGAACAGUCGAUCGACAACCACCGCAGUUAUGUUCAUCAACACAACAUGCAAUGCGACGCUGGAUGAUAUGCGAAUUGGGAAGUCGGAAGAAGUGUUGGUAGGAAAUCUCACAUUCCAUGAUUUGGGCAUAGUAAUUUCCGCGGCGACGGCCUUGAUCGCCAUCCUUCUCUCGCUAUAUCUCAUGUGGAUGCAUGCCAUGCAUUAUACAAAACCCUAUGAGCAACGACACAUCAUCCGCAUCCUUUUCAUGGUUCCGAUUUAUUCAUUGGCGUCGUUCCUUAGUUUUUGGCAAUAUUGGCAUGAGAUAUAUUAUAGUGUGAUAUCAGAGUGUUAUGAAGCAUUCGCCAUCGCGUCUUUCUUUGCCCUCUUGUGUCACUAUAUUGCUCCGGAUCUUCACAACCAAAAGAUUUACUUUCGAACGGCCGUUCCGAAGCCAUGGGUUUGGCCUGUCACUUGGAUGAGGAAAUGUUGUGGUGGUGAUAAUGGUCCUUGGAGAACACCAAGAAGUGGUUUGACAUGGUUCAACAUUGUAUGGGUUGGUGUCUAUCAAUAUUGUUUUAUUCGGGUCACCAUGACCGUUUUAGCGGUUGUCACUGAAUAUUUUGGCAAAUAUUGUGAUUCUUCGGAUUCUCCAGUAUUUGCUCAUAUCUGGAUUCUGGUCAUUGAAGGUGCCGCAGUAACAAUCGCCAUGUUUUGCCUUAUUCAAUUCUACAUUCAACUACGUACUGAUCUUGCUCCACAUAAACCUUUCCUUAAAGUCAUGGCUAUCAAAGCAGUCAUCUUUCUAUCAUUCUGGCAAAGCUUUGUCAUUAGUAUUCUGAUGUCAUCUACCUUGGGCAUUGUCUCGCCAACCAAAUAUCUAGCAUAUCCUGAUCUGAAGAUUGGCAUCCCUAAUAUGUUACUCUGUAUCGAAAUGGCCAUCUUCUCGGUUUUGCAUUUGUUCGCAUUUCCUUGGAGACCGUAUGCUUCAGACGCGACACCCGUUAAAUACCCAAGUGCAUCCAGUGAUCAUUUAGAGCCUAUUGGUCCUAAGCAAGGCGGUCCUCUCGGAAUAAUGGCUUUCGUUGACGCUAUGAACCCAUGGGAUUUAGUCAAGGCAUUUGCUCGAAGUAUGCGUUGGUUGUUCGUAGGUGUCAAACAUCGAGAGGCCGACUCUUCUUACAAACCAGCCACUUUCAAUCACGAAAAUGACAUGUCUCUUCAAUCUACAAACUCGGAACCAGAUACAUCAUACAAAGGACGAGAUGAUGGUUUACCGAUUGCCAACGAGUAUAGACAGAAUACCUUCAGUAACAGUAAAGGAGCUAUGGAAGGUGAGGAAGGAGUGGGUCUAAUUGAUAACGCACAACCUAACCCUACAAACCUCAACCAUUCAGGCUAUAUUCCAGCAGCUCAACGUUAUAACUCCGAAGGAUUGGAAAUUACCACGAAUGGUGCGCGAUACAACAACCCGGAUCGCCUGAUUACAAAUAAUCCAAGUCCCGGUUCAAUGCGGAGGCAGGAGAAUCCUAUUGGAAUUGCAGUAACUGGGGAACCAGAACCAUACUUGACUCAGGUAGCACAAACACCAUAUGUUACACGUCCGGUAUCACCAUACAGCGUACGACAACUAUCAGAGCCGGAAAGAUUUCUCGAACAAAAACGAGCUCAACGAGCUGCAGAAAGAGCUGCACGAGAUCAAGCUGAUCAAGAAGCACGUGAGCGAAGUUUAGCGCCAUCAGAACAAUGGGCUAAUUCAAGACGGCCCAUACACCCAAAUGAGCCACCGAGCCAUAUUCAUAACGCAUUAUGGGGACAACAAACGCAAUCACCCCCGAACACGGAUAGAUAUUGAUAGGGAAAGAUUCACGGCCUAUUGUACAAAACUUUUUUAACAAACCAAUUCGAUAUGCGUCUCAUCCAAAAUUGGGAAGCUUCAAUGGACGCUUAUUGCAUGUAACACUGGGAAUGGGAAUAAACUUUCAUGGAAAGGGCGUUAGGCGUAGUUUUUUUGAUGAGGGUAAAUUAUGAUUUGAUGCGCUUGCGCCAAUAUACAUUCGUGUGGCAUCUGCCUGGCUUUUUUUUUUUUGUUUUUUUGAAGGGGUUGGGUAGGCUGGUUGUGUAUGGUGGCUGUAUAAUCAGCGACAACGCAAAGUUCAUUUGUUAUUUGUGAAUAGGAAUGGCUCCAAAGGCUCAGGGGGGUAUUGGAAUAUGGUAAUUAUUGAGCUGGAUUCAUGUGGAAUGCCAGGUUAGGCGUUUUCGAGAUUGAAAAUGUUACUUUGGGUUCAUACCAAUUUGUAACAUGUCAACUCGCGGGGUGGGAAAUAAACAUGGUGGGAAGGGAAUUUGAAACUGUGUGAUAGUUAAAUAGUAAACUGUUUGAGGAACUUUAUAAAUGAUGCA